Messenger RNA from Lachancea fermentati, 930 nucleotides. The record is from the annotation of a GenBank genome assembly. Lineage: Eukaryota; Fungi; Ascomycota; Saccharomycetes; Saccharomycetales; Saccharomycetaceae.
AUGAGCGGUGUAGGUGAAUCACGCACAGAAUUACUGACGUGGCUGAAUGAUCUUCUCAAGCUUAACUACACUAAAAUUGAGCAAUGUGGCACAGGGGCGGCGUACUGUCAGAUCAUGGAUUCGAUCUACGGGGACGUGCCAAUGCAUCGAGUGAAGUUUAAUUCGACUGCAGAGUAUGAGUUUAUGACGAACUUCAAGAUUCUACAAAGCUGCUUCACCAAGCACAAGGUGGAGAAGAUCAUAUACGUCGAAAAGCUUGUCAGGUGUAGGUUUCAAGACAACUUAGAAUUUCUACAAUGGCUCAAGAGAUACUGGACACAGCAUAAGGACGAGAGCAUUUACGAUCCCGAUUCAAGAAGAAAGUUUCGACCCACAGCCAAUAGUGCACCUACUAGUGGAUCAAUCAUUAAUGUUGCCAAAAGAAGGACCAGUUCUGGACCUAGAAGUUCCUUAACAGGUGCUACUCGAAGCGGAUCGUUGCCCUCUCGCAACCAGGGAGCAUUGGGCACACGAAGGGUGACUACUGAGCAGUUACUGAGCAUGCAAGCUGAGCUAUCACAAGCUCAGGCAAAUAUACAAUCACUUCAGAAAGAGCUAACUCAAUAUAAGGAGGCCAUGCCAAUCAUGGAAAGGGAGCGCGAUUUCUACUUUGGAAAACUCAGGGAUAUUGAGAUUCUUUCACAGUCAACGAAAGAUCUCUGCAAAGAAGGUGUUUAUGAAAACGAAUCUGAAGCACUUGUCAAGUUCCUGAACAAGGUACAGCAAAUUUUGUACGCAACUGAGGAAGGGUUCGAGGUAAUAGAGGAAGAUUCACAGCCUGUUUCUCAAUCGCAAGAUGCGUUAGGAUAUGAAAAGCUACCUACUGAAAAUUUAGUUGACGCUAAGCAUCAGCCGCCACAAAAUCUGAUCACUGAUGAGGAAACAUUCUAA